CCACGCCCAUCAACACGCCCCUUAACCACGCCUCCGACUUGUGUAACACCCGGAGGGCCGCGUGGCUGCCAGCGGCCGAGGGCAACCGCGCUGCUCCGGGCGCUGGCCCGGGCAGUCCUAAGGAUGCGGCGGGGGCAAGGGAAGCGAAAGGCCGAGGUCAGGGAGCUGCCACGCGUGUCUCGGAGGAGGAAGGAGGAAGAGGAGGAGGCGGUGCAGGAGGCCCGGCGGAGGGCGGCCCCGUCCGUGAGAGAGUUCAAGUACAACAAAAAGCGGGUUCGCCUCGUCUCGCAGGGCUCGGACCUGAAGGCUGAUGCUCGGUGCAUCCUUUACUGGAUGUCCCGGGACCAGCGGGUGCAAGAUAACUGGGCUUUCCUCUAUGCCCAGCGCCUGGCCCUCAAACAGGAGCUGCCUCUGCACGUCUGCUUCUGCCUGGUGCCCAAAUUCCUGGAUGCCACUAUCCGCCACUAUGGUUUCAUGCUGAGGGGCUUACAGGAGGUGGCUGAGGAGUGCGGAGAGCUGAACAUCCCCUUCCACUUGCUGCUGGGCUACGCCAAGGACGUGCUGCCCAUGUUCGUGGUGGAGCAUGGAGUGGGCGGGCUGGUGACAGACUUCUGCCCCCUUCGCCUCCCCCGGCAGUGGGUGGAGGACGUCAGGGAGCGGUUGCCAGAAGACGUGCCAUUUGCGCAGGUUGAUGCCCACAACAUCGUGCCCUGCUGGGUUGCCUCCCCCAAGCAGGAGUACAGCGCUAGGACCAUCCGGGGCAAGAUCCAUGCUCAGCUCCCCGAGUUCCUCACCGAGUUCCCCCCCGUCAUUCGUCACCCAUAUCCCCCCUCCUGCCCGGCAGAGCCCGUUGCUUGGGAGGCCUGUUAUUCCAGCUUGCAGGUGGACCACACCGUGAAGGAGGUAGAAUGGGCGACCCCCGGCACAGCUGCGGGGCUGGCUAUGCUGCAGUCCUUCAUCGCAGAGCGGCUGAAAUCCUUUGGCUCCCACCGGAAUGACCCCAACAAGGCAGCGCUCAGCAACCUCUCCCCGUGGUUCCACUUUGGCCAAGUUUCCACCCAGCGAGCCAUCCUGGAGGUGCAGAAGCACCGGGGCAAGUACAAGGAGUCGGUGGACGCAUUUGUGGAGGAGGCCGUGGUACGGCGGGAGCUGGCUGAAAACUUUUGCUACUACAAUGAGAACUAUGACAGCGUGCAAGGUGCCUACGACUGGGCGCAAACCACCCUGAAGCUCCACGCCAAAGACAAGAGGCCUUUUCUCUACAAGCUGCAGGAGCUGGAGCAGGGGACCACACAUGACCCGCUCUGGAAUGCUGCCCAGCUCCAAAUGGUCCGGGAGGGCAAGAUGCACGGCUUCCUGCGGAUGUACUGGGCCAAGAAGAUCCUGGAGUGGACCCGCUCCCCUGAGGAGGCCCUGCAGUUUGCCAUCUACCUCAAUGACCGCUACGAGCUGGACGGGAGGGACCCCAAUGGAUACGUAGGCUGCCUUUGGUCCAUAUGCGGCAUACACGACCAGGGCUGGGCAGAGCGGGCCAUCUUCGGGAAGAUCCGCUACAUGAACUACGCCGGCUGCAAGCGCAAGUUCGACGUGGGCCAGUUCGAGCGUCGCUACACCCCCCGCACGCUCUCCCAGUGACGGGCACAGCACGCCUUGAGAUUGCUUGUGGCCCUCCAUGCUGGGGGCAGACAUGCCUUUGCCAAGGUGCCAGCUUGCACCUUACACCCUGGCCAGGGAUCGCCCCAGGUGCUGUUGGAGAGCUCACUGGAACAGCCGCAAGCCCCAGGGUUUUGCAGGUCUCUCUUCUCUGCCAUCACCCCCCGCUUGAGCUGCUGCGCUGGGGCAGCUGCUGGAGCCCCACGGGGCCACGCAGGGCCCUCCUGUUGCCACGGGUUUGCUGGCAGCUGCAAAAGCCCAUCCUCAGCGUGCCUGUGCCUGCCAGAAACCUUUUCUACAACCACCGUGCUCAGGAGUAAGCGUGAGUUGCUGUAGCUGCUGCUAACCUCAGCUUAGAGUUAGGCUGAGCAGGGCUUUUCUGGGGAAAAGCCCCCAGAAACUGGCUCCUCAUGCCAUGCUGCCUGCAGGGAAGCCCUGCUUCGCUCCAUGCGGAGCCAGCGCUGUGCUGGGCUUGCACAUGCAUCCUUCAACAGUUGUUUUAAAGUUUACAGUUUA
Messenger RNA from Aquila chrysaetos chrysaetos, 2169 nucleotides. Its product is annotated as deoxyribodipyrimidine photo-lyase-like. The transcript is spliced from 10 exons. Gene Ontology annotation, biological process: photoreactive repair. Lineage: Eukaryota; Metazoa; Chordata; Aves; Accipitriformes; Accipitridae. Gene Ontology annotation, molecular function: deoxyribodipyrimidine photo-lyase activity. The record is from RefSeq and is a predicted model, not a curated record. Bases 124 to 1635 code for a protein of 503 amino acids.